AUGGAAAACAUCUCGCCGACGAGCCAGCUGUCGAACCCCACGACGCCGUCGCACGCAAUGAACGCCAACCCGCACCAUUCACCAAACUCCCCGACCGCGACACACGACUUCCCCGCCCUCGCCCGCCAUGGCGCGACCUCGAUACCACCCGACCAGCCCGUCGCCAUGACGCCCUCCGGCCAGCCCGCCCUGAACCCGCGCAGCUGCGUCACCUGCCGCAAGCGAAAGGUCCGCUGCGACAAGCAGAUGCCCUGCAGCAACUGCCGCCGCGCCGUCAUCCAAUGCAUAUACCCUGCCCCGGGCCGCGCGCCCCGUCGCCCGAGGCCAAAGGACCCGAACGCCCCUCCCAAGAACUCGAGCGAGCGCGAGGUUGAGCUGAUGAAGCGCCUGCGCAAGCUCGAGGGCAUCGUCGAGGAUCUGAGCGGCCAGAUCGAAGUCGAGAGCGGCGUGGGGAGCAACAGCGGCCGGCAGAACUCGAGCACGGGGGACUCGCCAGACGCUUUCGGUCACGAUGUAGGCGGAGAAAGGACAGGGGGCUUGCAGAACAGCAGCAACAGCAACAGCGCCGUCGCCGUCGCUGCUCUGAAGGACGCUGUUGCGCCGACCAAGAUGGAUACGGACCCGGACCCGAGGCGAUCGUCAGACAAGGCGCCGGGUCUCAGCAGGCAGUUCGGCAGGCUGGUGCUCCAUGACAAGGGGAGGUCGAGCAGAUACGUGAGCAGCGCAAUUUGGUCCAAGCUUAACGACGAGCUCGACAAGCUACGAGAUGAGAUGCACGUCUUGGGCGAGGAUACGGACGAUUCCGACAUCGAAGAGACGCCAGACCACUCCCCCGAACAACCCGUGGAUGCUGCAACCGACCAUCACUCCUUUAUCCUGGGAUACCGCUCUUCCGAUGUUGACCUGCGCAAGCUUCAUCCCCUGCCGUCGCAGAUUCCCUUUAUGUGGCAGAUCUACCAGGAGAACGUCGAGCCACUGCUCAAAAUACUGCACAUCCCGACCAUGGAAAAGCUCAUUCGCAACAUGCGGCGCAACAUCGACGAGUUGACCCCCGGGAACGAGGCCCUCCUGUUUUCCAUCUACUAUGCCGCCAUUACGUCCAUGGAAGACGAAGAGGCAUGUAGCAAAACCCAUACUCCAAUUCUCUUUGUCGAGAAGAACUUUGGCUCCAAGAAGGAAGCCAUGCUGUCGCAGUACCGCUUCGCCCUCGAGCAGGCCCUCGCCAAAGCAAACUUCCUAAACACCUCGGACAUGGUGGUGCUGCAGGCCUUCGUCCUGUUCCUGACCUUGGUCCGGCGGGAGGACGACACGCGGUUUUGCUGGACACUGACCGGGUUAGCGAUUCGGAUCGCCCAGGGACUGGGCAUCCACCGGGACGGCACCAACUUCGGCCUCCCGCCCUUCGAGACCGAGAUGCGCCGCCGGCUGUGGUGGGCCAUCUGCACGCUGGACCUGCGAUCCGCCGAGGAGCUGGGCAGCGACCUCACCAUCAUCGACCGCUCCUUCGAUACGGAGCUGCCCUCCAACGUCAACGAUGCCGACAUCGAACCGGGCAUGACCAAGGCGCCGACGUCGCGGUGGGGCAAGACAGACUGCGCCGUGUCGCUGGUGCGCUACGAGAUCUGCACCCUCUCGAGGCGGCUGCACACCGCCGGCUCCGCCAUGGCCGGCGUCUGCCCCCGCGACGCCUCGUCGAGCCUCGAAGACCGCGAGCGCAUGCUGAUCGAGGUAUAUGACCGUGUCGAGGAGAAGUUCCUGCAGCACUGCUUCACCGACGACGACCCCCUCUUCUGGAUGGCCGCCAUGAUCGCCCGCGUCAUCAUGGCCAAGAUGAGCCUCGUCAUCUACCAGCCGAUGCUGUUCCCCGGCAACGGCCACGAGCUCUCCAACGAGGUCCGCGACCGCCUCUUCCUCUCGGCCAUCGAGGUCGUCGAGUACAACUACAUCCUCAACACAGACCCGCGCUGCAAGCAGUGGCGCUGGCUCUUCCAGACCUACCGUCAGUGGCACGCCAUCGCCUACAUCCUCAUGGAGGCCGGGAGGCGCCCGUGGUCGGCGACCUCGGAGCGGGGAUGGGAGGCCGUCAACAACACGAUGCGCUUCGACAGAGACCCGGCCGAGAUCUCCAGGAUGGCCGACCACAUGGCCGUCUGGGUUCCGUUGCGGAAGCUCAGUGCUAAAGCGACGAAGCACCGCGAGGCGGAGAUCGUCCGCCUGCGGUCGGACCCGGAUGCCGCCCGCCAGCUCGACGUGGACGACCGCAUGAACCCCAUCCCGGCGAGGCUCGGUCCCGUCCCGGGCAUGGAGACCAAGCACGCGCAGAUCCGCGCUCGUUGGCGGAACCUCGUGCGCACGGAGGGUUGCAGUCCGGUGCAGGCGGUGCCCGACCGUCGCCUGGGCAGUCAAAAGCAACCCGCACCUUACGCAGCAUCGGCGGCGGCGGCGGAGACGGUGCCGCCGCCGCCACUUCCUGUUUCUCAGCAAAACCAGCCCGCCCGGGCGCCACCCGCCUCGAUGCGCCCGCCGCGGGAGCCCGAGUUCAUCGACACGGUCAUGAUGGCGCGCGGCUUCAACCCCAACCACAUCUGGGAAUACCUCUACCCGACGGCCGAGUCCAUGGCGGCCGACCCGAACAACACGCUCUUCCCGUCCACCGCCUCGCAGGCGCCGGGUUCGUCCCAGUCCAUGAUGGCCACCGGCGACGCCCAAUCGCCGACCACCGUUUCCGCCGCGUGCCUCGACGCGGAGCAGAGGCAGAGACAGCAGGCCAUCGCGAUGACGUCGCAGCCCACCGUCGCGUCGUCCAUCAGCGACAACCAGCCGCCUUGGCUGUGGUCGGACCCGUUCACGUCCAUCAACAACGCGUCGACCGACGCGAUGGACGUCAACAUGGACAACCUGGACGACUUCAACUGGCAGAACUGGCAGGAGAGCAUCAAGGGGUUCGAGAUGGACCCGGACAACCUGCCCCAGAAGGGAGCGUGGUAG
Molecule: messenger RNA, 2988 nt
Organism: Colletotrichum higginsianum IMI 349063
Lineage: Eukaryota; Fungi; Ascomycota; Sordariomycetes; Glomerellales; Glomerellaceae
Product: Fungal specific transcription factor domain-containing protein
Exons: 3
Coding region: 1-2988 (995 amino acids)
Biological process (GO): DNA-templated transcription; regulation of DNA-templated transcription
Molecular function (GO): DNA binding; zinc ion binding; DNA-binding transcription factor activity, RNA polymerase II-specific
Source: RefSeq, a predicted model, not a curated record